UGUAUAUCUACAUUGAAUGACGAACCGUCUUCUCUGUUUCAAGAUGACGCCAUGGCUAAUAGCAAUAUUUUGCUUGGUGACGGCAAGCUGCACCAACCCAAUGGAUCAGCAAACGUCCGAGACGAGUAACGACCAGCAGGUGGCGAUCCUGAAGCAAAUAAGAAAGGUCAACGAGGACGGAUCGUACACCUUUGGCUACGAGGCUGGGGAUGGCUCCUUCAAGGUGGAGAGCCGCGAUGUUUUAGGCAACAUCAAGGGCACCUUUGGCUUCGUCGACGCCGAGGGCGAGAUCAAGAGGGUGUCCUACUCCUCGUCAAACGGAACUGGUUUCAAGGCGACCACGGUUUCCCCACUGCAAGAACAGGUCUCGGUGGUCCAGAGCAUCCCUCGUCUGAACCUGACCUCGACGUCGACGCGAAAGCCGAGCGUCGUUUACGCGACCGAGGCCAGCGCCAGGUCUUCGGUGGUCCAGACCAUUCCGCGUCUCAGGAAGACCACCACGACCUCGACGACGACGACGAGCACAACGACGACGACCGAGCCGCCGUCCUCGAGGCCAACCUACAACGGACAUUACAUCAAAUCAUCACCGUCCAGAAACAGGCCUCGUUUCAGCCCGCACCAGCGUCCGGCGCCACUGGUGGUCGAGGAGGACACAGAAGCGGAGGACGAGGACUCCCAGAUCACGCGACCGGUCGUCGAGGACAAACGAGCCCCGGUUCAUCGGAGGUUAAUAUUCGCCAAGAGGCCGAUCGAACCGAGCCACUCUCUGCGUCCCAUCACGGAGGAGUUCGAGGACCACGAGGACGAGGUGAAAAUCACUACGGGCAACAACCUGCGGCGACAGCUCAACGAGGACACGACCAAGGCCGACGGCGCAACGGAAGAGGCGGUGGACGAGCACGGCGACGUCUACGGGGGCGCGUUGUCGCUCUCGAGGCCGCUAUUCACGACCUCGACGCCACCCCGGGUGGCCCAGAGGAUCGCAGGCUCGCGAGCCGAGCGACCAAAGACGAUCUACGUGAACCAGGACAACCUGGGCCCCGCGAGGUUCGAACCGAACUCAAAAUACGAGGGCCUUAGGGCGUAUGAAACUCGGGAAAAGGACCUCCAGGAACAGGAGCGGAACGCCCAGCCGCAGCAACAGGUCCUCUUCAGGACGCCCGUUCAACCCAGUCGCGACUACGCGAGGCAGAGUUCAGAGCCGGUCUACGUCAGGGAACAUCCGGACCAGCAACAGUACCUCAGAGAAGUUCCACCCGAGGGUAUAAUCGUCGAGGCUCGAAGGGUGCCCGAUGACGAGGACCCCGCGUCCUACCGACAGCUUCCGCUGAGCAGAAUAAUAUUCCGUCCGCUUCCAAACCACCUUUUCCCCGAGGCCCAAGAGCAGACCCAGCCACGGUACUUGGCGGAGCCGACGGCGCCGGAGCAAGGUCCCAAACCGCGAGUUCAGGUCGGACCCAACUUCUUGCGGCCCCUGAUGAGACCUGUUCCUCGUCCACUGCCGUAUCCGGAGGACGAUCAGCAGUCUCCAGUUGACGAGGCGGACUAUUCGUCGGUCCAGGACUACCCCUAUAGGGCCCAGAAUGUUGCUCCACCCCCGGAACCCCUGCAACCCAUAACACCGCCUCUCAGUCGUCGCGACUUUCAGAUCCUCCUCCGGCGACUCCUCAUCAGUCAAUACGGGGCCCGAGCCCUGGCCCACCCUCGAACCUACCUCGAGGACGCUCUUUACGACGAGCAGACCUUCCCCACCUACCGGAACGACUAUCAGGCCCCGGUUCCACGGCAAAACCUCUUUCGAAACGGGUACGAACAGGGCCCGCUGCCCAACCAGUACGGCGAAAGACUCGCCGUCCAACCGGCGUCAGGAAGACGCCCGGGAUUAUCGAGGGUUCUGAACCCCGUUUACCAGCCCGGCAGGUACGAGGAUUAUCAGGAGCCCGCUUCUGGGUACGGGAAGAGGGUUUACAGGCAAAAGUUCUACGCUCAGGAGACGGAGAAUCCUGGAAAUGAUGAGGAAGUCCUUCCACCGCCGGUCAGGGAAGCUCUUCUGCUCAGGAUGCUGCAGCUCGCUAUCAACCCCGAUCGACCCGUAAUGGCACCGGCUGUUAUGGCUGCCGCUGCGCCGGCCCCGAACCCCUAUCGGUACAGAAAAAUGGGACCGGUUAGAAACGUGCAAAUAAUAUCCGAUGACUCUGAGGAGGAGAAGGAACUUGGACAAGGUAAAGGAGGGAUGUAGAUGUUUGGGCCUGUUUCGCAACACCACUGUUGGAUGCUGCUCGCAGAAAUACGGUACGAACAAUGGGCCUUGCGAGAAACUCGGUUAAUUGGGUUCGUCGUUAGCGUUGAGGAAAAAACAUACCGGGGUCACAAGGCUGGGAAUAUGUAUAAUUUUGAUGGAGUGGAACUAGAUCGAAGAAGAAUACAGAUGGGGGAAUUUAUAUAACAUCAUCUGGAUUCGUUAUUAUAAAAAGUUAGAUGUACGCCUAUUUAUGUAAUUUUAUUUUUAACGUAGUUAUUUUCCGCGUGAUUGAACGUUGUAAUUAGUAUAAAUAUGAAUUCCCUUUUGAUCAGUGUUCAUUCGGAGGUUGAGAAUUUGUUAGCUUCGUUCUGUCUAGACAGUAAUCAUAUGAGUAA
Diprion similis is the source of this 2640-nucleotide messenger RNA. RefSeq lists its product as uncharacterized. The coding region runs from base 17 to 2242 and encodes 741 amino acids. NCBI's taxonomy places the organism in Eukaryota, Metazoa, Arthropoda, Insecta, Hymenoptera, Diprionidae. The record is from RefSeq and is a predicted model, not a curated record. Gene Ontology annotation, molecular function: structural constituent of chitin-based larval cuticle. The transcript has 2 exons. Gene Ontology annotation, cellular component: chitin-based extracellular matrix.